Messenger RNA from Hypoxylon trugodes, 1681 nucleotides. Its product is annotated as MFS general substrate transporter. The transcript is spliced from 5 exons. Gene Ontology annotation, molecular function: transmembrane transporter activity. Lineage: Eukaryota; Fungi; Ascomycota; Sordariomycetes; Xylariales; Hypoxylaceae. Gene Ontology annotation, biological process: transmembrane transport. The record is from RefSeq and is a predicted model, not a curated record. Gene Ontology annotation, cellular component: membrane. The coding region runs from base 169 to 1641 and encodes 490 amino acids.
UUUUCUUCUCUACUUCCACUUUGGUUCAUUUCCUCAAUUUCCGUAUCACCAAAAGUGUUUCAGGGACGUGCAUAACACCCUUAAGGAUUGGAGAGUUCGAGUCCCGCGUCUUUCCUCUUAAUUCCGUUUCGCCUAUCGAGCUUAACAUACGGAUACGGAUAUACAGCCAUGUCCACUGAGAAAAACACCUCCAAUUUGGAGGCGGGCGAAACUGCGGUUGCACGGUCCGAGGCCGACAGUAAUCCCCAGGAUGCCAGCCUUACGAGUUACACCCCCGAGCAAGAGGCUCGCGUGGUGAGCAAGCUGGACUGGAACCUAAUGACCCUAUUCUUUGUUCUAUACAUGUUGGCGUACCUUGAUCGCGGUAACAUUGGAAACGCCAAAAUUGCUGGUAUGGACAAAGACCUUAACCUGGUCGGCAACAAAUACCAGUGGCUCAUUAACAUCUUCUACAUUACUUACAUCAUCUUUGAAUUUGGUGUGCUACUAUGGAAGAUCAUCCCUCCUCACAUUAUGGGCGCUGUUGUUGUGUUCGGCUGGGGCUUGAUCGCUAUGGUCCAAGCCGGCACCCACAACUGGGGUGGUAUGAUGGCUCUAAGAUUCCUUCUUGGUGCCUUCGAAGCUUGCUAUGGACCCGGUAUUAUUUACCUCCUGUCAUUCUUCUAUCUUCGACAUGAGAUCGGUUUCCGCUGCGGUAUCUUCGCGUCCGCCGCUCCGUUGGCUUCGACCUUCGCGGGUGCUCUAGCCUAUGGUAUCACUAGCGGUCACUCACAUUUGGCCAACUGGCGCCUUCUUUUCCUCGUCGAGGGAAUCCCUACCGUCCUCAUGUCCGUCAUUGCCUUCUUUUUCAUCCCCGACUCCGCCGAGAAGGCUAGGUUCUUGACGUACGAGGAGAAGGAGAUUGUCCGUUCUCGAGCGAUGCGUCAGGUCGGUACCAACGCCGCUGCGAGAAUUGGGGGAAUCAAACUCAAGGAUGCAAUCGCUAUUUUCAUCGAUCCCGUGGCAUGGCUAUGUGGGCUUCUGUAUUUCUGUGGCAACGUUACUUACUCUAGUUUGCCCGUUUUCCUCCCUACUAUCCUCGAGGAUAUGGGAUACACCGCCAUCGACGCUCAAGGCUUAUCCGCCCCUCCGUCUUUUGCGGCUUUCCUGUUCGCCCUGAUCACUACCUGGAUCGCGGAUAAGACUCAACAGCGAUGCUUCGUUAUUUUCGUUACCUCAGUCGUGGGAGGAGUCGGUUACAUCAUCCUUGCCACUGUUGACACGGUCGGUGUUCGUUACUUCGCGACAUUCUUAGCUUCCGCGGGAGUCUUCUCCACCAUCCCGAACAUCCUCGGUUUGACAUUGAACAACCAGGGCAGUGACACCCGUCGGGGUAUGGGUAUCGUUCUCAUCAACCUCAUCGGUCAAUGCGGACCCUUCCUUGGAACGAACGUCUUCCCCACCAAAUCAGCACCCCGCUACGUCGAAGGAAUGAUCGUAUGCUCUGCCUUCAUGUUUUUUGCCGCCGUCCUCGCAAUUGUCCAGCGUCUACUCCUUAUGUGGUUAAACUCCCGACUUGACCGCAAGUACGGAAAAGACUUAGAGACGAAGGAUGUGGUUGCUCAGGAAAACUUCAGCCCCACUUUCAGAUACGUACUUUAAAGCAUUGCAAUAUGAUGGCAAGAGGUUGAAAAGGCAGGAU